GCUCAUAAACACAACAUGUUAAACAGCUGAUCUGUGUGAGCGACACACACACACACACACACGCACGCAUGCGCACGGAGACAGUCGUGUGAUUUCCUGUAACUGGAGGGAACCUGAAGCUGAAAGUGUUCAGUUAGUUCAGACUCCAUUUUGAGUCGACAGAGCAGGAGGAGGAAACUGAAGGCUGAGGCAGGACUGACUGAAGACCAGAAGAUGAGUGUUUGUGUGGAGGAAGAGGAGGACAGAGCAGAGUCUCCAGGAUCCAGCUGUCUGUCUCUGAAGAGUGACUGGUCCAAAGGAAGCAAUCCAUUCUUCAGUAAUGAACCUGGACCCUCAGACACAAAAGUUCAGUCCAACAGACGGAGAGCAGAGUCUCCAGGAUCCAGCUGUCUGUCUCUGAAGAGUGACUGGUCCAAAGGAAGCAAUCCAUUCUUCAGUAAUGAACCUGGACCCUCAGACACAAAAGAGAGGAAGAGGAGUCAUGUUUCUGUGGAGGAGCAGCCGUCCUGCUGUGCUUUGUGUCAGGACGUCCUGAAGGAUCCGGUCUCUACCAGCUGUGGACACUGGUUCUGCAGACGGUGCAUCACCUCAUACUGGGACCAGUCUGCUUCAUCAGGAGACUCCUCCUGUCCCCAGUGUGGAAAAACAUCCAGAACAAGACCUGGACUGCAGACAGCCAGUCAGACCAGCACUGUACAGACAGAUAGUGGUCUGCAGGAGGUUUUAGAUGAACAUAAGAUCAGUCUGAGGAGGAGAUGUGAAAGUGUGACUGAAGGAAGUGAUGAAACAGGAAGUGGAACCCUCCUCAACAGGAUCUACACUGAGCUCUACAUCACAGAGGGACAGAGUGAAGAGGUUAAUACCCAACAUGAGGUGAGGCAGCUUGAGACAGCUUCCAAGAUGGAGACCCUCCAUGACACUCCAAUCAAGUGCCACGACAUCUUUAAAGCCUUACCCGGCCAACAGAGACACAUCAGAGUCGUUCUGACGAACGGCGUCGCUGGCGUUGGAAAAACCUUCUCGGUGCAGAAGUUCACUCUGGACUGGGCAGAGGGCUUGGAAAACCAAGACAUCAGUCUGCUGAUUCUGCUUUCGUUCAGGGAGCUGAACUUGAUCAGAGAUGCGCGGUACAGUCUUCUCAAGCUGCUCCAUGUUUUCCAUCCAACAUUACAGAAGGUCACAGCAGAGAAGCUCGCCGUCUGUAAACUUCUGUUCAUCUUUGACGGCCUGGAUGAAAGCAGACUUUCACUGGAUUUCCACAACAAUGAGGUCGUGUCUGAUGUCACACAGGAGUCAUCAGUCAACGUGCUGCUGACAAACCUCAUUAAGGGGAAUCUGCUUCCCUCGGCUCUCGUCUGGAUCACUUCCCGACCUGCAGCAGCCAAUCAGAUCCCUCCUUCAUGUGUUGGCAGGGUAACAGAAGUACGAGGCUUCACUGAUGCCCAGAAGGAGGAGUACUUCAGGAGGAGAGUCAGUGAUGAAGAGCUGUCCAGCAGAAUCAUCUCACACAUCAAAACAUCCAGGAGCCUCCACAUCAUGUGUCUGAUCCCAGUCUUCUGCUGGAUCACUGCUACAGUUCUGGAGCACAUGUUGACUACAGACCAGAAAGGAGAGCUGCCCAAGACCCUGACUGACCUGUACUCACACUUCCUGCUGGUUCAGACAAAGAGGAAGAAGCAGAAGUAUGACGAGGGACAUGAGACGAGUCCACAGGAGCUGAUGGAGGCUGACAGGAAAGUUCUUCUGAAGCUGGGGAGGCUGGCGUUUGAACAGCUGAAGAAAGGAAAUAUCAUGUUCUACCAAGAAGACCUGGAGCAGUGUGGUCUGGAUGUCUCAGAGGCCUCGGUGUACUCAGGAGUUUGUACAGAGAUCUUCAGAAGAGAGAGUGUGAUCUUCCAGAAAACAGUCUACUGCUUUGUUCAUCUGAGCGUUCAUGAGUUUCUGGCUGCAGUCUACAUGUUCCACUGUUACACCAACAGGAAGACAAAGGUACUGGAGGACUUCCUGGGGAAAGACUGGAAACACAAAGGCUCAUCUCUAGAUGUCUUCCUGAUGAGAGCCAUGGAGAAAUCCCUGAAGAGUAAAAAUGGCCACCUGGACCUGUUUGUCCGCUUCCUUCAUGGCCUCUCUCUGGAGUCCAACCAGAGACUCUUAGGAGGCCUGCUGGGUCGGACAGACAACAGUCCAGAAAUCAUCCAGAGGGCCAUCAACAACCUGAAGAAGAUGAACAGUUAUGAGAUCUCUCCUGACAGAAGCAUCAACAUCUUCCACUGUCUGACGGAGAUGAACGACCACUCAGUCCAUCAGGAGAUCCAAGAGUUCCUGAAGUCAGAGAACAGAUCAGAGAAGAAACUCUUUGAGAUCCACUGCUCAGCUCUGGCCUACAUGCUGCAGAUGUCAGAGGAGGUUCUGGAUGAGUUGGACCUGAAGAAGUACAACACAUCAGAGGAGGGAAGACAGAGACUGAUUCCAGCUGUGAGGAACUGCAGAAAGGCUGUACUUUCUGGCUGUCGACUCUCAGAGACUCACUGUGAAGUCGUGGCCUCAGCUCUGAAGUCCAACCCCUCCCAUCUGAGAGAGCUGGACCUGAGUUACAACAACCUGCAGGGUUCAGGAGUGAGGCUGCUGUCUGCUGGACUGGCGAGUCCAAACUAUAGACUGGAGACUCUGAGAUUGAGGGGCUGCAGUUUGUCAGAGAUCAGCUGUGCUUCUCUGGCCUCAGCUCUGAAGUCCAACCCUCCCAUCUGAGAGAGCUGGACCUGAGUCUCAACAAGCUGCAGGAUUCAGGACUGAAGCUGCUGUCUGCUGGACUGGAGAGUCCACACUGCAGACUGGAGAGUCUGAGGUCAGUUCACUCUUACUCUUACUAUUGUAGAUCUUAAAUGUUUAAUAAUUUAACCUAUUUUAUGUUCAAAUUUCCUUUUCAUAUUUUCAUGUUUCUUGUGAAUUUAGUCACAAAAAACUGUUAAGGCCUUUACUCAUCAACAGCAACGUGAAUAAACAGCACAAAAUUGAGAAUAAUUUGGAUGUGAAUUUUGACGCGCCUGACUAUUCACAUCAAGCGCGACGAGAUUUUGCGAAGAAAUUGUUUAAAAAAACAAAAAACAAAACUUGCGCUACAGGAAAAAAACAAUAAUCAACAUAAAGCGAUGAUGACCUGGUGCUCCUUUUACUUAAUAUAAAGGAAAGAAAAUGAAAUACCUGGGUACACCCAAUACUGACAAGGAGAGGAGACUUGGUGAGUUUUUUUUAUCCUUUUAUAGAAGUAUCCUUGUAGUGCUUUUGGAAUUUGCCCCCUCUUCAAGGAGCAUCUCUCCUCCGAGUAGCCAAGACAGAGCAUUUCCUCACUAGUGGUUUUAACGCACAGUAAACUCCUGCGACACUAUAGCCUCUUGUCGUUCCACAGUACAA
This is a messenger RNA of Siniperca chuatsi (mandarin fish), 3411 nucleotides long. RefSeq names its product protein NLRC3-like. NCBI's taxonomy places the organism in Eukaryota, Metazoa, Chordata, Actinopteri, Centrarchiformes, Sinipercidae. The transcript has 7 exons. The coding region runs from base 214 to 2748 and encodes 844 amino acids. The record is from RefSeq and is a predicted model, not a curated record.